CAAAUUGAGCAAAAGCCGUAUUGUUUCACAAUUAUGUCAAUUUUCUUCCUUUCAUGUCAGCCAAUUCGUUAAGGAAAUUACUCAGCAAGUUUGAGUUCCUCUUCUCCGUACCAUUUGACUUGCCUACUUCUGCCAUUGCCGACCAGCCAUUCCUCCAUUUCAGCUAUCUUUUAAGCUCAUGUCAUUCCCUCCCAGCCCUCAAACAGUUACACACUCUGGUCUUGACAACUGGUUACCACAAAAACCUCCUAAUAUGCACCAAGAUUGUAUCUUUAGCGUGUUCUUUAUCGCCCACAAUGGACUAUGCACGAAAACUGUUCGACCAAAUGCCUCAAAGAGAUGUCUUUGCUUUGAACACCUUGAUUCGGGGAUAUUCCAAUCUGGGUCCUUGUCAAGAAUCCAUUUUUCUUUAUAAAGAGAUGCAUUUACAAGGAAUUUUACCUGAUAACUAUACAUUCCCUUUUGUACUUCGUUCUUGCUCUGUGUUGUCAGCUUUGAGGGAAGGUAGGGAAAUACAUUGUAACAUAAUUAAACAUGGGUUUGAAUCUGAUGUGUUUGUGCAGAGUUCUUUGAUUACUCUGUAUGCGCAGAGCGGGGAGACUUUGGAUUCGGAGUUGGUGUUUGAUCAAAUGAGAGUGAGGAAUAUAGUUUCUUGGACUGCGAUGAUUGCAGGGUAUGUGCAAAAUGGAAUUCCUGAGAAGGGAUUAGGAGUUUUUCUCAAAAUGGUUGAUUCGGGUACUCUACCUAAUGCUAUUACUUUGGUGAGUGUGCUUCCUGCUUGUGCGCGGUUGGAUUGUUUGGAUUUGGGAAUGUUGAUUCAUGGCUAUAGUAUUAAGUUAGGGGUGGAAACAGAUGUAGCACUAGUUAAUGCUUUGGUUGCACUCUAUGGGAAGUGUGGACUAGUUGAUGUCGCUUGGUCUUUGUUUGAUCAAAUGAAGGAGCAUAGUGUGGUUUCAUGGAAUGCAAUAAUUGCUGCUUAUGAGCAAAAUGAUGUUGGUUCCUCCCCAAUAAAGCUAUUUCAUAGAAUGCUAGAUCAAGGGGUAGAGUUCGAUUAUAUUACAGUAGUUACUGUUAUUUCAGCUUGUGCCAGGUUGGGGGCACUUGGUACUGGAAAAUGGAUUCAUGAGCUAGUCAAAAGCAAAGGUUUGGAAUGCAAUGUUCCAAUCACAAAUGCACUUAUUGAUAUGUAUGCAAAAUGUGGGAGUAUAGAAUCGGCUAGAGAUGUUUUUGACAGGUUGCCUAGUAGAAGCGUGGUUUCCUGGUCAUCAAUUAUAGGGGCUUGUGCUUCACAUGGUCAUGGGAGAGAUGCUCUUGAGUUGUUUUCAAGGAUGAAAGAAGAAGGAGUCCCACCAAAUCGCUUCACCUUCACUGCUGUAUUGACAGCUUGUCGACAUUCAGGUCUUGUAGAGGAAGGGAGGAAGCACUUUGAGAGCAUGAGAAUGGAAUACUCGAUAGUGCCAGGGGUGGAGCAAUGUGCUUGUAUGGUGGAUCUUCUAGGACGAUCAGGACAACUUCUUGAGGCUUAUGAAUUUAUAGAGAACAUGCCUAUUGAGCCUGAUGCGGAUGUUUGGGGAGCUUUGCUUGGUGCUUGCAGAAUUCAUGGCAAUCUUGAGAUGGCAGAAUAUGUAGCAGAUCGACUAUUUGAUUUCAAUCUCCAGGCAGUUCCUUUCUACAUUCUCAUGAAAAACAUCUAUGCUGAAGCCGGAAGGUGGGACGAUGUAGCUAGGUUGAAAUUUUUGUUGGAAGAAUUGGAAGUGGAAAAGAUUCCUGGCAAAAGUUCAGUUGAGAUAAAUCGACGGAUUCACACGUUUUUGUCUGGGUCACGGAUUUCAAACUUCUCAAGAGUUCCACCCCGUGAAUAUGUUCAACUGAAGUAUUAGCAAGCAGCAUUUUAAGUAGGCGUUUGGCCAUAGAUUCCAAAACUUUUUCACUUUAUUUGGAGUUUAUGGAGUUUGAGUUGUUUGGUUAUACUUCUUGCAAAGACUAUUUGGAAUAAUGUUCACGUAUGAAUUUACUUAAAUAUUACUUCAAAAGUGAAAAUUGAGUUUGAAAACAAGCCAAACUUCAAGUUGGAUUUGGUAUUUUUCAUAGCCAAACACUGCUGUUCCAAAUAAAGUGAAAAAGUGUACCGGAAAAAAGUGAAUAAUUUUAUGGCCAAACGGUUUACUCCUGUUGUUUAAACAUUAGGUUGUUGUUGUUGAGUACUAUUAUCUAUUACAUCAGUUGAAGAAUGCUUGCUUUUGCAGCUUGGUCAUCCUGGACUUUUGAUCCAGAGACCUUGGCUGUGAAGUAAAUCAUUACACCUAUGUCCAAAUGAUUAGAAGAAAUUCAAUAGAUUCCCUUUUGAGAGCAAGUUAUCCUUUCCGAAAGCAACAUAAUUGUACUGCGCUCUCCAACUAUGCUUGUGCAGAUUGGGCAAAUUUGAUGGUUAUCUAUGGAAUAUUAACUUGGGUGGGGAGAAUGUAGAUGAUUGUAAGAUUCAUCAUCUCGAUCUUCCAACUGGCUUCUGUUCACCAGAGUUUGAAUCUCUGAUCGUAAUGUUUUACCCAAAUUACUGGUGUAGUAACUAGGUUGCUGUGUUGAAGAAGAAAUGAAGAUGCUCAAUCUCAGCUUGAGGCAAAAACAGAAGAGUGAUGAUGCAGCAAAACGUCUUCAAGAUGAAAUCGACAGAAUUAAGACUCAAAAGAUGCUAGUACACUUCCGAAUAUAACAGAAAAUUUCUUUCUUUUUUUCAGAAACUGGUAAGGUCGUAUUCCUCAGAAUAGGGCGGGAUUGAUUGAUCUACAUAAGAAAUUCUAGCUUCCCUUCCAGGUAUUAGUGCUGGAGACCAUCAAAAAACAAGAGAGUAAACACAGAGAUCCUAACAAAUCUACAAGUUCCGUCUCCUCUUUGCACCAAAAGUAAAAAGAUAUCAUACAAUUCUAUUUUACUAUCUGAAUGGAAUUGGACCUAUCUUCAAAGCUUCUGUAAUUCCUCUCCCUCCACACAGUCCACCAGAUGCAAUGUGGAAUUAUUCUUCACCAUCACUUCUGGCUCUUGCUACCUCUUUUAAUCCAACAACUCAACAAAUCUGCAAUAUGCUUAGGUAUGUCCACUUUGUGUCUGGGAGACAAAAAUAAAAAAUGCAUAGCUAUGCAAAGAAUCUGCAGUGCUAAAAAG
This is a messenger RNA of Solanum stenotomum, 3159 nucleotides long. Its product is annotated as pentatricopeptide repeat-containing protein At2g29760, chloroplastic-like. Gene Ontology annotation, biological process: RNA modification. Lineage: Eukaryota; Viridiplantae; Streptophyta; Magnoliopsida; Solanales; Solanaceae. Gene Ontology annotation, molecular function: protein binding; RNA binding. The coding region runs from base 54 to 1880 and encodes 608 amino acids. The transcript is spliced from 2 exons. The record is from RefSeq and is a predicted model, not a curated record.